Molecule: messenger RNA, 4385 nt
Organism: Electrophorus electricus (electric eel)
Lineage: Eukaryota; Metazoa; Chordata; Actinopteri; Gymnotiformes; Gymnotidae
Gene: pde4d
Product: phosphodiesterase 4D, cAMP-specific
Biological process (GO): signal transduction
Molecular function (GO): 3',5'-cyclic-nucleotide phosphodiesterase activity
Source: RefSeq, a predicted model, not a curated record
GAAACAAGGGGGGACUGCAUCGCAGUGGCAGGACAGCCAUAUCCUCUGUGGGGGACCACCUCUGUCACAAUCUUUGCAUUUCUAUCCGAGGAAAAGAGACAGGCUGUUCCCAGAGUCUGUGGCCGCUCACCCCAAGCCGAGGGCCACACUAUGCAGGAGAAUGCUUGCAGCAUCGCAUGCCAGAUGGAGAGUGUGUCAGACUCGUCUGAGUCUCCUGAGGCAUGUCUGCUGACAUGCAUGGAACCAUUCGCCGUGCGCAGGCUGUCAUGUCGCAGCGUGCAACUGCCGCCUCUGGUCUUCCGACAGGCGCAGCAGUACUACUGUGAGAGGAGGGCGGAGGCGGAGACUGGACAGCCCCGCCCCACCUUCCUCCCUCUGAGAGCUCCACCCCUCAUUGCCAUCACCUCUGCAGAGAGCAACAGUUUUGAUGUGGAUAAUGGCACAUCGUCUGGGCGCAGUCCCCUGGACCCGAUGGCCAGUCCGGGUUCAGGCCUCAUCCUGCAGGCCAACUUGGUGCACAGCCAACGGAGGGAGUCCUUCCUCUACCGAUCCGACAGCGACUAUGACCUCUCACCCAAGUCCAUGUCCAGAAACUCAUCCAUCGCCAGUGACAUACAUGGAGAUGACAUGAUUGUAACCCCUUUUGCACAGGUCCUUGCUAGCUUAAGAACUGUGCGGAACAAUUUUUCAGCGCUAACAAAUGUACAACAGGAAAGAUCCUCCAACAAGAGAUCACCCAUGUGUAAUCCUCCACCCAUCACAAAGACCUCCUACACAGAGGAGGCCUACCAGAAGCUGGCCACCGAGACCCUGGAGGAGCUCGACUGGUGCCUGGACCAGCUGGAGACGCUGCAGACCAGGCACUCGGUUAGCGAGAUGGCCUCCAACAAGUUCAAGAGGAUGUUGAACCGAGAGCUGACCCACCUGUCUGAGAUGAGCCGCUCUGGAAACCAGGUGUCCGAGUUCAUCUCCAACACCUUCUUAGAUAAGCAGCACGAGGUGGAGAUGCCGUCUCCACAAUCGCAGAAGGACAAAGAGAAGAAGAAGAGGCCGAUGUCCCAGAUCAGUGGCGUGAAGAAGCUGACACACAGCUCCAGCCUGACCAAUUCCAACAUCCCUCGCUUUGGAGUCAAGACAGACACAGAGGAUGCACUGGCCAAGGAGCUUGAAGAUGUGAACAAAUGGGGCCUUAAUGUUUUCAAAGUCACAGAGUUCUCCAGCAACAGACCUUUAACAGUUAUGAUGCAUACAAUAUUCCAGGAGAGAGACUUAUUAAAAACGUUCAAAAUCCCUCUCGACACCUUUAUAACAUAUCUGAUGACCUUAGAAGAUCAUUACCAUAGUGAUGUCGCCUAUCACAACAACAUCCAUGCUGCCGAUGUCACUCAGUCUACCCACGUGCUGCUAUCUAGCCCGGCUCUGGAGGCUGUUUUUACCGAUCUAGAGAUUCUGGCUGCUAUUUUUGCCAGCGCAAUACACGAUGUCGAUCACCCGGGUGUCUCCAACCAGUUCCUCAUUAACACCAACUCUGAGCUGGCUCUGAUGUAUAACGACUCAUCUGUACUGGAGAACCAUCACCUGGCAGUGGGCUUCAAACUUCUCCAGGAGGAGAACUGCGACAUCUUCCAGAACCUCACCAAAAAACAGAGGCAGUCACUGCGCAAGAUGGUCAUCGACAUCGUUCUGGCAACAGAUAUGUCAAAACACAUGAAUUUGCUUGCAGAUCUGAAAACCAUGGUGGAGACCAAAAAAGUGACCAGCUCUGGUGUUCUGCUGCUGGACAAUUACUCAGACAGGAUACAGGUGCUGCAGAACAUGGUGCACUGCGCUGACCUCAGUAACCCCACCAAGCCCCUGCAGCUGUACCGCCAGUGGACGGACCGCAUCAUGGAGGAGUUCUUCAGCCAGGGCGACCGCGAGAGGGAGCGCGGCAUGGAGAUCAGCCCCAUGUGCGACAAGCACAACGCCUCUGUGGAGAAGUCCCAGGUGGGCUUCAUUGACUACAUUGUGCACCCCCUGUGGGAGACGUGGGCAGACCUGGUGCACCCCGAUGCCCAGGACAUUUUGGACACACUGGAGGACAACAGGGAGUGGUACCAGAGCACCAUCCCACAGAGCCCGUCCCCCGCGCUGGACACGAGCACCGAGGGUCGUCGCGCCGCCGGCCAGGACAAGUUCCAGUUCGAGCUCACACUGGAGGAGGACGGCGAGUCGGACACGGAGAAAGACAGCGCCAGUCCCCCGGAGGAGGAGGAGGAGGAGGAGGAGGAGGAGCAGGAGGAAGAGGAAAAUAGCUGCAGCGACUCUAAGACUCUUUGCACGCAGGACUCGGAGAGUACGGAGAUUCCUCUGGACGAGCAGGUGGCAGAGGGCGACGAAGUGGCUGAGGACCAGAGAGAUGAAGAGGGUGAGAUAUCGGAACCCUGCGUCUUGGAGGAAGAGGAGGACGAGGAGGAAGAGCAGGACACUGCCAAUACGUAACAGUGUGACAUAGCACCUGGACUUCUUUUCUACUAGAGACGUGAGCCACAUAUCUAGGUUAAGCUGGGGGGGUUUUAGGUUUCCUCCUCCUUUCUUAUGUUUUUUGCUUUUUGGGGGGGUCUGUUUUAUGCUCUGUGUACCUUUUCCACCAUCAUCUUUUCUUGCUGUGGUUUUCUUCUUUUUCUUUAGUCAUAACUAGUGCCGUUGAAACCAUUUUCGCACUCAGGAAAGUCUUCUCCAGUUACUCUCUCUCACGGGGGAGAUGGACAGAGCAACUUGCAUUUGUCUUUUACCUGAUUUUUUUGUGUGACCAUCUUUUGUGUACUGUCAGUGCUCCAGUUUCUUAACUGGGGCAGUUUUGAAAAAUAGAUUAAUGUAGUUUGAAAAAAAAAAAAAAAAAAAGAGUAUUGCAGUUUAGUUUGCCAAAAAAAACAACUUACCAACAAACCAUCUGUUUUUUUUCACUGCGUUUAAUAUGGUUUAAAAGGAGCUUCACUGUAUGACACCACGUGAGGUUUGUGGCUUGGAAGGUCACGACAAACUGCGAAGGCUUUUGCUUCCCGAAUACUUGAUCUCUCCAUUCCUCUAGUUGGUGUUUGGCCACUGAAGCACAUGGCCUAGACGGACUAACCAAAGGAAAUGAAAUUCACACACAGCACAAGAAAAUUUGAACUGAUUAAAAUUUGCAAUCGGCAACUGCCAAAGAUUUUUUUUUUUAGUAGUAUACGGUGUAAGUGUAACAUCUUUUAUGUUACAUUACAUUACCUUGCAUUCCAUUCCAGUACAGUACAUGGAAAGAGUGUUCUGCCUGGCUCUGCCAUUCAGUUACGCAUCUGACCAAAAUCUAGCUGAUCUUGAAAUUUUAAUAAAAACGUGUUCGUUUCAUUCCACCACCCUUGCCUACAUCAGCCUUAAACAUUUCGUCGCCUGUCAAACGUGUGCACAAUGUCUGCAGUGGAUUAAACAAGGCAACCUGCUGCAGCUGCUGACCUCUGCUGGUGGUGUCGCGUUAUGGGCGUAUCAGGGUGGUCAUUUCCUGUUCCGAGCCCACUGGUGCCAGGACUCACUCUCCUGGCUCGUAUGACCAGCUUCACUUCAUAAUGCUGAUGUUCCUCUCGUUUCUGUCCCAGUGUUCCUCACCCUUCCUCACCCUUGCGUGGUCUAGCGGCUUCCACCCAGACUUCCCUCACGCAGUGUCCGGGAUGUGUCCGGUCUCGCUGGUUUACUGGGUGAGAUCCGUGUUUGACUCCUCACGUUCCCCUUGCCAAACGUUGGCCCCGUGUGAAUCUGAGCAACGUCAUACUCGGGCCGCGUCAACACACCUGUUAGGUUAUUCUGCCGUUACGAUACUAUUUAUUAUUCGUUUUAUUUGUCAAGAUUUCUUUGAUGUGCUUGUACCAUGUUGAAGUCCUCUAGUCAGACCGUAGCAUCAGAGUUGUGGGCUUGGUGGUCAGCAUACCUAAAUUAGUUUUGAAUCACGUAUGCAGUAAUGACAUAUACUCCUUUGUAUAAAGUGGUGGAUGAAUCCGCUGCCUUUCAGAUGGUCCUCACUUUGACGUUUACUUUAUAUUCUCCGGUUUCUUUCUCAUUGCCAGGUUACACCCCACGUUCGUCUUCUUCCCGAUUGCCCUACUGCUUUUAUAAUUUCUCUGUUUACAAACACGUAUUUAUUAGUGUUGUACAGUACAUAUUGUCAUUCUUACCAUAUUGUAAAUGAUUAUAUCAUCCCUAAUGGUGAUGGUGUUGCUGUAUUAUGGAACUCUUAUUGAGAGGAUGUUUAUUAUUCGUAUUCGGUAUCUAAAGGAUCAAUUUGUAAACAUCGCCUAAGAGAUUGCUUUGUGCGGGGACUUGGAAAGAUCCUGGUUAUUGUCACGUAUUUUUUUAGCCAGAGGGUUGUGCCUUAA